AUCUCGGAGAGUUACAGCCCGCCUCCUGGGCGAGAGCUGGUGAUCAAUGGAGGCUUCAAGGACACACUGAAGGUGUGGUCAUCUGACACAUCACGACAAGAUAUAAGAGAGCUCUCAUCAGAUCAUGAGGAGGCAGAUACUAGAAUAGUACUGCAUGCCCGAGACGUAGCAGCAAGAGGGUACAAGCAAGUCAACAUUUUGUGUCGUGAUAAGGACGUUCUUGUCCUCCUGUUGGCACACCGAGAGCAGCUUUGUCAAGAGAUAUGGAUGUUUGCGGGUACAUCAAGACAAAGGCGUUACAUACCAGUUCACAAAAUCCCGCUCUCCGAGGAGAAGAGGAAGUCGCCUCUGGCAUUUGAUGCCAUUACUGGCUGUGAUACGACAAGCCAGUUCUAUGGUGUGGGCAAGGCUUCGGCAUGGAAAGUCUUCGAAGAUGCACCUGACCUCUUGGAACACCAUGGAGAAGAAAGCCAAAUCAGUGCUGACGUUCUUGCAAAAGCUCAAGCCUUUGUAUGCAAACUCUACAAUCCGGGAACACAAGAGGUGGAAAUCAACAAAGAAAGAGCAGCAGCGUUUCGCAAAUCCAAGAAAGAUCUCGACGCCCUACCUCCGACUCAAGAUGCACUGAUUCUCCACACAAAGCGGGCAAACUAUCAGACCAUCGUAUGGAAUAAAGCGCUGGCACCAUGUCCUUCUCUCCCAAAGCCUGAAGACAGCGGAUGGUACUACAGUGAAGGCCUUCUGAAGCCAAAGUUAAUGACACUUGAAGAAGUGUCAGCGGCGUGUUUACAGUUAGCAUACUGUGGGUGCUCCCGAGAAGGCGGAUGCUGUGUAAACCGACGCUACACUUGCGUUAAACUAUCUCUUUGGUGUUCCAAGGCAUGUAAAUGUGGUGACAGGUGCAGAAACGACAGGAACACUGCAGCAGAGGCGAAUGAAGCAUGA
Messenger RNA from Porites lobata, 945 nucleotides. Lineage: Eukaryota; Metazoa; Cnidaria; Anthozoa; Scleractinia; Poritidae. The record is from the annotation of a GenBank genome assembly.